AUGAGAACUUCAUUAAGUUUCCUUAUGAAUGAUAAGUCUCAACUAAACAUGGCAAUCCAUCUAAUUGUAUUGGCCGCAAUAAUUAUAACUGUAGACUCAGAUACAAUAAUCCCUACCGCAGACAAUGAAGUAAUUAUUAGCUAUCGCGAGUAUGAAUAUGUAGAAAAUCAUUUCGCUACUAUGUUUUACCAGAUUACAAUGAAGGGUAAUGUGAAUUUCUUCAACCAAUUGUUCAUCGACAAUAAUUUCAAAGUAUUGCCUGAAUACAAAACAGCUAUUAAAAUGUACGGGUCAGGAAUUACUAAUGUAGAUUUCACAGACCCUGCAUUGGCGAGUCAUCAAAUAAAUAGCUGGUCACGAAUAAUUACUAAUGGCCGUAUCAGUACACUUGUUUCAGAAGCGAUGUGGGUCCACAAAUUUCAAGGUGACACUAUAUUACGGCCGUUUCAUAUCAAUGGUAGAACACACAAACAAAUUCCAAUGAUGCUUGUGAACAAUUUAUUCAAUUUCAAUAGAAUUCCUAACUGUGAUGCCGAAUAUAUCAGAUUACCAUUUAGGACUAGCAGUAGCAGAGAAAAUUUGAACAUGUACAUAAUUGUACCAAUUCAAAAAAAUGGUUUGCAAAAGCUAGAAGAUAACUUCCACAAAAUAAACUUCACUGCCAUUCACAACGACAAAGCUUUGUACCGAGUUGAAUUCUAUAUGCCUAAGUUUAAAAUCGAGACUACUGUGAACCUGAAUCAAGCACUCAAAGAUAUCGGGAUUGGUUCAAUGUUUGACGACACGGCCGAUUUUUCGGGUAUUUCAAAGAAUGGAUCCCUGAAAGUUGACCAAGUUUUACAGAAAACUUUCAUCGAAGUUGACGAGGAAGGCAGUGAAGCUUCCACUACAACAGCCGUCCAUAACUUUCAGCCAACAGAGACGAAACAUCGAGGAAAUGUCCAUUUUGAAGUCAAUCAUCCAUUCAUGGUAGUUAUCGCCAGCGACGAGUUUAUUAUCUUUGCAGGUCGAGUUAAAAAUCCUAGCGCGAUGUAUUAUUAA
This is a messenger RNA of Cotesia congregata, 1041 nucleotides long. The record is from the annotation of a GenBank genome assembly. Lineage: Eukaryota; Metazoa; Arthropoda; Insecta; Hymenoptera; Braconidae.